AUGGUGCCAGAAAAUAGAAGGAAACAGCUGAUAAUUUUUAUCGUUAUCACAUAUUUGCUCACGUUCUAUUGCGUGUAUUCAGCCACCAAGACAAGUGUAUCCUUUUUGCAAGUAACACUGAAACUAAAUGAAGGUUUCAAUUUAAUGGUUUUAUCGAUAUUCAUCUUAUUAAACUCUACUUUACUAUGGCAGCUCUUAACGAAACUACUAUUUGGUGAACUAAGGCUUAUUGAGCAUGAGCACAUUUUUGAAAGAUUACCGUUUACCAUUAUAAACACCUUGUUUAUGUCCUCGAUGUUCCAUGAAAGGUAUUUUUUCACAGUGGCAUUUUUUGGGCUAUUACUACUAUAUCUGAAAGUUUUCCAUUGGAUUUUAAAAGAUAGGCUGGAAGCUUUGUUACAGUCAAUCAAUGAUUCCACCACAAUGAAAACUCUUAUCCUCAGUAGAUUCUCAUUCAACUUGGUACUAUUGGCGGUUGUAGAUUACCAGAUUAUAAUACGUUGCAUCUCUUCCAUAUACACAAACCAAAAGAUUGAUAUUGCGUCCACCUCCCUUUAUUUGAUGCAAGUAAUGGAAUUCACCAUGCUUUUGAUUGAUUUACUAAAUUUAUUCUUACAGACUUGUUUGAACUUCUGGGAAUUUUACCGCUCUCAACAAAGUCAAUCUAAUGAGAACAACCAUAUUGUCCAUGGCGAUCCUACAGAUGGAAACGGAGUUGAGAUUGACCAAUCUCAUGCAAUGCUGAAUGACGAUGAUGAUGAUGAUGAUAGACAAUUCACCGGCCUGGAGGGCAAAUUUAUGUAUGAAAAGGCAAUUGACGUUUUCACACGAUUCUUAAAAACGAUACUGCAUUUGUCGCUGCUAAUACCAUUUAGGAUGCCUAUGAUGCUUUUGAAAGAUGUGGUGUGGGAUGUCUUGGCGUUAUAUCAAAGUGCCACAGGUUUGUGGAAAAUCUGGAGAAACAACAAACAGCUUGACGACACUCUUGUCACUGUCACUGCAGAACAGCUACAAAAUUCUGCGAAUGAGGACAAUAUUUGUAUCAUUUGUAUGGACGAGUUAAUACAUUCCCCCAACCAGCAAACGUGGAAAAAUAAAAACAAGAAACCAAAAAGGUUACCUUGUGGCCAUAUACUUCAUUUGUCAUGCUUAAAAAACUGGAUGGAACGUUCUCAGACCUGUCCUAUUUGCAGGCUGCCUGUUUUUGAUGAAAAAGGUAAUGUCGUGCAAACCACUUUCACCACGCACACAGCCGCAACAGAUAACACCGGGAUAGCAACAAAUAGACAAGUUUUCGCGAACGAAGUAGAGCUACUUCCCACAAGAACAACUUCCCCUGAUAUAAGAAUAGUGCCUACUCAAAGCAUAGACACGUUAGCAGCAAGAACAAUGUCAACCUCUGCAUCAUCUACUACGUGGUAUACGUUCCCGUUACAACAAACUGACGAUAAUUCUGUUGAGUCAAGGCGAUCAGCGUACGAAUUUUUGAUGACAAAUUCAGAUGAGAAAGAAGAUAGUAUUCCAGUCAAAUUAAUAAUAGAAAGUCACGAAGUAAACUCUCUGCAGGGAGACGGGGGCCAACAAACUACCAAGAAGAAAAUUGUCAUACCUGAUAAAUAUAUCGAGCAUAUCUAG
This is a messenger RNA of Saccharomyces paradoxus, 1635 nucleotides long. It is a transcript of the gene HRD1, whose product is annotated as E3 ubiquitin-protein ligase HRD1. The transcript has a single exon. Lineage: Eukaryota; Fungi; Ascomycota; Saccharomycetes; Saccharomycetales; Saccharomycetaceae. The record is from RefSeq and is a predicted model, not a curated record. Bases 1 to 1635 code for a protein of 544 amino acids. Gene Ontology annotation, cellular component: cytoplasm.